UCUUGCACUUUACAUCGAUCACCAACCAAGACUUUUUCCAAAUAUGGCAGUCAACGUUGAAGGUGUCCCUAGCAACAUUGCCGAGUUCAUCAAGAACUUCUACGCAAUAAGCGAUAAAAGUGAAACGACACCAGAAGAAUACGCCGAUAGUCUAGUUUACGAUCAAAAUACAAUCUUUCAAAUCGGUCCAAUGCAAGUAGCCAAAGAUCGUGAAUCAGUUCAACAAUGGAGAUCGAAAGCAUUUGAUGUUGUUCAAUCAAGAAAGCAUACGAUUUAUGCUGUUUAUUGUAAUGCUGGCAAACAUGCCAUCGAUGCUUCUUCUCCCGAAUGUAUGCUAAGAGGAAGAGUGGAUUAUACAUUGAAAGACGGAAAGAAGUCAGGUGCCGAUUGGGGUGGUCAUAUGGUCUUUGAGCCUUCUACUUUGAAAGAAGGUGCAAAGCCAAAGAUGCAUCAAUAUUCUGUCUGGAUUACACCUGACCAAACACCAAAAGCAUGAUCAAAGAUGCGUUUGGAGGACGUUAAUUGAUGGCAUACAAGUUUGACAAAGUAGACAGUGAAAUAUUCAGUGAAUACUAGCUUGACCAUUGUACGAUGUCAUAAUAGCCU
This is a messenger RNA of Meira miltonrushii, 606 nucleotides long. RefSeq lists its product as uncharacterized. The record is from RefSeq and is a predicted model, not a curated record. The transcript is spliced from 2 exons. Lineage: Eukaryota; Fungi; Basidiomycota; Exobasidiomycetes; Exobasidiales; Brachybasidiaceae. The coding region runs from base 44 to 496 and encodes 150 amino acids.